This is a messenger RNA of Ananas comosus (pineapple), 3504 nucleotides long. RefSeq lists its product as uncharacterized. Lineage: Eukaryota; Viridiplantae; Streptophyta; Magnoliopsida; Poales; Bromeliaceae. Gene Ontology annotation, cellular component: nucleus. The coding region runs from base 469 to 3039 and encodes 856 amino acids. The transcript has 7 exons. Gene Ontology annotation, molecular function: phosphoric diester hydrolase activity; protein binding. The record is from RefSeq and is a predicted model, not a curated record. Gene Ontology annotation, biological process: DNA repair.
CCAAAAAUUAUGAAAAAAGAUUUUGUGAGAGAUGUAUCUUGUGCAAAUUUUUGCCAUUGUAUUAUACUACAUAAGUUAAAGCGAACAAUUUUUAAAAGGGAAAAAAAAAAAAGUAGUGUUGACCAUGAUUGUUAACUGAAAAAAGGGCGGUCCAUCGGAUGACGUGGUGCACCAAGUCCGGGAAAAUGUAAUUUACUGGCGAUGGCGGGAAUUAGGGUUUCUUUUCGCAGUUACCCGCCCCAACUCCCUUUGCAACAUCAUCGUGCUUCGCUCUCCAAUUUCUCUUCCCCAUUAAUUAGUUAUAUAAUUCUUUUUUCCUAAUUCAAUUUUUUUAUUCGAGUUUUUUUUAUCUCUCUUAUGAAUUUACACACUACACAAUUACACAUCCUUUGAUUCAAUAAAUCCCUCCUAUUCUCAUUUUAUUCAAAUUUUCCCCCUCAAUUUUUAUUUUUAUUUUUUAUUUUUUUCAUGGAAAUCCAAUGCCCUAGCAAACGAAGAAGAAGCGAAAAAGAGGAACCCCCUCAAUCCCCUUCUCCCUCCUCCUCCUCCUCCUCCAGGAUCCGAAUUUGGGCAAACCCUAGGUUGGGCUUCUUCCACCUUCGCCUCCUCUUCCGCAGCGGCCAUGGCGAUGGCGAUGAGCUCCUCUUCCUGAGAUCCGACCGGGUCUACACCCUGGGCCGCGAUCGGCGGCGCUGCGACAUCGUCCUCGGCGGCCGCCGCGUCAGCAGGCGCCAUUGCCGCGUCCUCCUCGAUGGCUCCGAUCGCAAGCUCCGAUUGUUCGACGGCUGCGAUCGGUCGGGUAGUCGACAGGCUAGGGCUUCCUCGAAUGGGGUGUUUGUUAACGGCUGGAGACUCCGAGGAGGGGUCGCUGCGGAGUUGGAGGUUGGGGACGAGGUGUUGCUCGGAUCGAGACGCGGCUGUAGGGUUAUGUGUGGGUUCCUGUUGGAGAAAGUUGCCUUCUUUGAUCCAUAUGAUUCCUCUUUUUCGAAGAUGAAUUUUGUUUCGGAAUUAGGGCUUGAUGAUCCGGUGAGCAGGGCGAAGUCGCUGUUGAGCCAAUUGCGAGGCAUACUGAAAAGUUCGGAUCCUGUUUCGUAUUUGAUGAGUUCAUUGCAUUUGUUUCACGGGAAGAGAGGUGCAAGCCUUUUGGGUUCUCAAACUCCUCAGUCUAAUUUGAAGUGUUCAAAUCCGAAAACGGUUGGUUUAAACGAACCAAAUCAAAAUCCAUUAGUGAAUAAUGUAGAUGGGAAACACAAUUUUAGCCCGAGCAUAGAAAUUGAGCAAAAUGUUCACCAAGCGCCUCCAAUUGAAGGUGCAGGAGAACCAAAUCAAAAUCUUAUUGCAAAUAGUGAUGUUGGUAAUCAAUCUUUGCACCAAAUUGUGCAAAUUGAACACAGUAUUCGCCAAGCCCAUCCAAUUGACACUGCGGUCGAACCAAAUCAUAGUCUUAUCGCAACUAAUGAAGCCACUAAUCAAUCAUCGCGCCAGAUUGUAGAAAUUGAGCAAAAAGCACAUCAAAACGAAGAUUUGGGUGUUGGUUGUUCUUCGGAUGGUAAGACAUUCUUUUUAAAUCGACUUAAAAGUGUUAACACUGGUGCACCAGAUCAGUGUGCCGGUGUUACUUUGCCGCAGCUUCUCUAUCCGAUUGAAGGCCUUUUGCGAGUGUUCAUUGCGACAUUUACCUGCGAUGUUUCAUGGUUUCUGUCUUGUUGUAAAAUUCCUAACCAUCUGCCAGUGACAAUUGCAUGCCAUAGUGGCACAAGAUGCUGGAGUGCUAGCAGUGAAAGCAGAACAUCGACACCAUAUUUCAGUCACCCAAACUUAUUGCUGGUUUACCCCCAAUUUCCGGAGGUAAUUGCCUUUGGGAAAGAUCGCAAGAAGCAAGGUGUUGCUUGCCAUCAUCCUAAGCUCAUUGUCUUGCAAAGGGAGGAUAGUAUUCGUGUUGUGGUUACUUCAGCUAACUUAGUUUCAAAGCAGUGGAAUCAUGUAACAAACACAGUCUGGUGGCAAGACUUCCCUCGGAGAACUUCUCCAAAUUAUUCAACUCUUUUUGGCACAACAGAAGAAUCAGAAACCGAUUUUGCUGCUCAACUAGCAGGUUUUAUAGCAUCUCUUAUUACUGAUGUGCCCAACCAAGCGCACUGGAUUGAGGUGUUAACUAAAUAUGACUUUGGAGGAGCAAGAGGUCAUCUGGUUGCGUCAGUACCUGGAGUUCAUGCAAAGAGCCCUCCUUACUUGGAGACUAAUUAUUGCUUAUCAGUAAGUAGUUCUAUUACCUAUCUUUUCCCUCUUCAGUGGGGUUGCUGGACUGUUAAUCAUGAGAUAAGAAAUCCGUCAAUUAAACUCUUGUUUCCCACAAUUGAGAGAGUGAAGACUGGGGCUUGUGGAAUCCAGCUAUCCAGAUAUUUGCUCUCCCUCUCCGAGAAAACAUGGCAAAGGUUGAGGACCACAGGUAUAUUUCAUGACGCAAUUCCUUAUCCGUGUGAUAGAGUGGGAUAUCCUAUGCAUGUAAAGGUGGCGCGGAGACGGUUCAAAUCCAAAUUAGGCACGCAUUCAUUUGGGUGGACAUACUGUGGGUCCCACAAUUUCAGCCCAGCUGCUUGGGGACAGAGUGUAUUCCCUUCGUCUGAAUCAAAUGCCAUCGGAGCGGCUGCUAGCACUGCUGCUGCAGAGCCAAAACUUCAUAUUUGCAAUUAUGAGCUCGGGAUUAUUUUAAUAGCUCACCCAUCAGAUAAAUCAAAAGAAACAGGUGGAAAGAUGCUGGAUUUAGAUGAUAUCACACUGCCAUUUGUAAUUCCCGCACCAAAAUACCAAAAUGGUGAUAGGCCAGCAACGCCACAGGCUAUGCGAGAGGCGUGGGCUAAGAUUGCUGUUCUACAGAGAGAGGCUUCUCUAGCAGUAUCCUUGGAAGAGAUGAAUGAGGAUAUUCCGGAUGAAGAGGAGGAAAUGUUUGAGGCAUCUGACUAUGUUGACGGAGAGAGAGAGGAGGAGAAAAUUUAUGCGGAGAUGCUUUGGAGCCAGGUUGCUUCUUCUGAGAACUGAUUAAAUAUUGCAGACCGGGAUGAUUCGAAAAAUAGAAAUUACGAGAUUGAUAACCAUUUUUAUCAGGCUAAGAGAGGGGUUUUCUGUGAGAUUCUUGGGCCAACCGGCGGAAAGAGCUGUCUGUCUCAUUGUGUCAUCAUUGAUUUCAUCUCUCGGUCAAAUUAAGGAUGUUACAAACAGCAUUUCUCUUCUUCCUUCGGUGAAAUGCUGAAGUAUUGAUGGUAAAGAUCAUACUCUACAUCAUUGUUAGAUUUUUAGUGACUUGGCACAAAAAGGAUAAAUGAUAUUCGACAGCGAAAGCUGCUCUCAUUCGACACAUGAGGGGCUCUGCUCAUAUUGUAGUACCCAUUAUUACAUGCUGCCACUGGCAAAUGUUUUCUAUAUCCACAUGCCAUGCUUGCUUGUAAUUGCGUAAAAUCACAUAAUUUUAGACAAGAGGUCAAUUAUUACCAAUGCUGGUUUAAA